Molecule: messenger RNA, 2229 nt
Organism: Cervus elaphus (red deer)
Lineage: Eukaryota; Metazoa; Chordata; Mammalia; Artiodactyla; Cervidae
Gene: OASL
Product: 2'-5'-oligoadenylate synthetase like
Exons: 6
Coding region: 183-1703 (506 amino acids)
Biological process (GO): regulation of ribonuclease activity; negative regulation of viral genome replication; defense response to virus
Cellular component (GO): membrane; cytosol; nucleoplasm
Molecular function (GO): double-stranded RNA binding; nucleotidyltransferase activity; protein binding
Source: RefSeq, a predicted model, not a curated record
CACAGCCUCAAUAAAGAGGAGCUCCGGUCCCCAGGAGCUGGACACCCCUGGUUCCCUCUCCACUCUGGUCUUUUAUUCCACAAGGGACUGGAGAGGAGUGUCCUUAAAGAAGGGUGAAUGUGCCAGCAGGUAGGCAGUGCAUAGCUGUAUGCCUAGCCACCAGUGGUACCCUCAAGACAGACAUGGCAGUACCCCUGGAGCUGUUUAACACCCCAGCUUCUAGUUUGAACUCCUUUGUGGCUCAGUGCCAGCACAACAUCAAAGAGUGGGAAGAAGGCGUGGUGAAGGCAGUGCGGACCGUGCAGAAGUUCCUGAGGAAGCAGCACUUCCAGGGGGACCAUGGGCUGGACCAGAAGGUGCUGAAGGUGAUCCAGGUGGGAUCCUUCGGGAAUGGCACGGCGCUCAGGAACCUCGUGGAGGUGGAGCUGGUGAUGUUCCUGAGCAGUUUUAGCAGCUUCCAGAAGGAAGCCAGCAACUACAGCCACCACGAGCAUGUUCUGAGCAUGCUCUAUAAAAAGCUCAUGGAUUGCCCAGAUCUGCUACACCUCCAGCCCCAGAACCUGAGGCUGGUCCACGGAGUCAUCUCUGCUGUCGCCUUCACCAUUCGGACCUGGGAGGUGGAAGAGCAAGUCACUGUCACCAUCGUGCCGGCCUACAGAGUCCUGAGUAAGGGAUCUUCUGUUCCCAACUUUCAGCCCUCCCCAGAGGUCUAUGUGAGACUGAUUGAGGCCUGCCCUAUUCUUGGACAUUUCUCCCCAUCCUUCAGCGAGCUGCAGAGAAACUUCGUGAAAUACAAGCCAACCAAGUUGAAGAGCCUCCUGCGGCUGGUAAAACACUGGUACCUGGAGUAUGUGAAAGCCCAGUGUCCUAGGGCGGAGCUGCCCCCAAUGUAUGCCCUUGAGCUACUGACCAUCUAUGCCUGGGAAACGGGUACUAAGGAGAGUGAGCGUUUCAGGUUGGACAAAGGCCUGGUCACAGUGCUGCAGCUGCUCAUAGAGUAUCAGCGCCUCUGCAUCUACUGGACCAAGUACUACACGUUGCAGAACCCGAUCAUUGAGGACUUUGUCAGAAACCAGCUCAAAGAAAAGAGGCCCAUCAUCUUGGAUCCGGCUGACCCCACCUACAACGUGGCAACAGGCUACAGAUGGGAUAUAGUGGCUCAGAGUGCCCGCUGUUGCCUGAAACAGUACUGUUGCUAUGACAUCCCCAACUGGAAACUGAAGUUUGCACGAGACGUCAAGGUGACAGUGGAACAGUGGGGUCAUGUGGAUUUCACCAUCCAGGUGAACCCUUAUGAGUCCAUACAGGAGUUUAAAGAGAAGAUCCAGUGUAAGCUGGAGUCCUCGGCCCCACAGCGUCUGUCCUUCCAGGAGCCUGGUGGGGAGCGACAGGUCCUCAGGAACAGCUCCUCCUUGGCAGAUUACAGUAUCUUCUCUGACACUCGCGUCUCUCUGCUGCAGACCUUCCCUCCCCAGAUGCAGGUCUUCGUGAAGAGUCACAGCGGUGGGAGCCACACCUAUGCCAUUUACGGCAGCAGCUUAGUCCUUGACCUGAAGCGUCAGAUUGAAGGGAGGGAGGGGCUGCUCAGAAAGAAGCAACAGCUAGAGCUCCAAGGCCAAGCCCUGCAGGACGAGUGCAGUUUGAGCUGCUAUGGUGUCCGAGACAGCACCACCCUCAUCCUCUCCAUAAAGACAGUUGGAUAGGUUCCGUUUCCACCCAGUUAGUUUCCUCUGAGACCUCUCCCGGUGCGUUUUUGCCGUUUAAUCUAGGUCUCAUCAAUUUCACCUAACCUUGCCAGUAGACAGAUGAUGAGGGAUAUGAGACUAGAUAUGCAAACCAACAAUGGCCAGAGCAUAUUCGACAACAGUAUUCUGACCCUCAAGCUCCGUAGCCACCAGCCUGGAAGCCAAACCAUAGUAUCAAUUAACUGGAAACCAGCGGGAUUUGGUCAACAACUACUAGAUUCUCUAUUCCCUCCCUUCCAAUUUAGGACUGAUGAAAGAAAGCCAAACAAGGUCGCUGACCAAUCAUAUAGGAUGCUCUGCUUCUAAGUAGCCCACCUCCAGCUUCCCAUGCAAACAACCUCAAUCAGAGUAUACCUGAAGCCUUCUCUUUAUGCCACUAUAAAGCUGUCUCACCACCCUCCUUGCCUUGGUGUCUCUGCCAAAGGCAAGGGAUGGUGGCUAACUCCCUGGCUAUAGCGAGUUGGGAAUAAAUAAUCUUCAUUUG